Panicum virgatum (switchgrass) is the source of this 2009-nucleotide messenger RNA. Its product is annotated as transmembrane protein 53-like. The record is from RefSeq and is a predicted model, not a curated record. NCBI's taxonomy places the organism in Eukaryota, Viridiplantae, Streptophyta, Magnoliopsida, Poales, Poaceae. The transcript is spliced from 6 exons. Bases 528 to 1787 code for a protein of 419 amino acids.
AUCUUCAUCCUCUUUCGUCCCCCCAGGCUGCUUGGGGUGGUUUGGUCGGGCUCCCUCGCCGCGCCGCCGCCUCCUCCUCCUCCCUCGUGCUCGGCGGGCAUCUCUUGCCUUCCCUCCCCUUCCCUUCUCACCCGUAUAAGUAUAGGAUAUCGCCCUCCUCUCCUCGGGGUCGUCGCGUCUUCUUCCUCCUUCCCUGCCUGCCUGCCCUGGAGUAAGGAAGCAGACAGCAGCGCACCGGGCUCGGCUGUCAAAUUCUCUAUUUGGCAGCCAGCCCGUGUCCAACUCAAUCCUCCUAUUUCGAAUUUUACCUACACCACCUGUCCUCUUCUCGGGUCAACUGCGCCGCACAUAAAAGAAAAGCCAAUUCAAUUUAUGCAAACCGCGUGUUAGGACGGACGGACGGACAGCUAACCUUCCUUCUUUCCUUCCUGUGAAGCAGGGCAAAGGUGAGGCAGAUAAAUAACGUGCGCAAGUUCCUCCUUGGCGUGUGACAAGAAUCUCGUUGCUUCUGAGAGGCUCCACAACCCAUGAUGGCUUCCUUCUCAGGACCCCUCCACCGCCCCCUCUCCGCCAUGGCCAUCGCAGCCUUCGCCGCCGUCUCCUCCCUCGAGCUGCCCGACAAGUUGUCCCACCACAAGCUUUCUGAUGCAAGCGCGAAAGCAGAUGCGCUUGUGUCACUUCGAGCCACCAGGACAAAUGUUCCAGCGGCGCCUUCAGCCUCUGCCCUGUCUGUGCAGCUAUUGCCACGCAAUCUCCAGAGUUUGCAACCGUUGAAGGCUCCGUUCGCGUCUUUGCCGGUCAUCCAGACGGUUUACCAGUAUGCAAGGUUUACCAAGACCUCGGAACAAGACGAUGCGAUGCCCGGAAUUCCUUCCUCGUCGUCUGAUGUGCUGUACCGCUGGCAUCUGCCGGACCCCAGGGUCUGUGCCGAAUUCCCUGACAAGUCUCAGACGGUGGUGGUUCUUCUUGGGUGGCUGGGCUCAAGGCAGAAGCAUCUCAAGAGAUAUGCUGAUUGGUACACCUCCAGGGGCUUCCAUGCUGUCACUUUCACUCUCCCAAUGUCUGACAUCCUCAGUUAUAACCUUGGAGGGAAGGCUGAGAAGAAUGUAGAGAUGCUAUCUGAACAUCUUGCUGGCUGGGUAAGGGAGGAGAGUGGGAAGAAGAUUAUUUUUCACACCUUCAGUAAUACUGGUUGGCUUUGCUAUGGCGUAAUUCUGGAGAACCUACAACGGCAGGAUGCUUCAGCAGUGGAGAAAAUUAAAGCUUGUGUAGUAGACUCUGCACCUGUUGCUGCACCUGAUCCUCAGGUUUGGGCCUCUGGCUUCUCAGCUGCCCUCAUGAAAAAACGUAGUAGCACCACAAAAGGACUAGGAUCAAUUGAUUCAAGGUCUGAUGUCCUAGUUGUGGAGUCUAACAUGGAGCCCAAGCCGGCAGCAACAGAGGCAGUUCUGCUAUCAGCUUUGGAGACCUUUUUUGACGUUGUUUUGAACUAUCCAAGGAUCAACAGGAGGUUAUCUGAUGUCAUGGAGCUUUUGUCGUCGAAGCAACCAAAGUGCCCCCAACUGUACAUAUACAGCUCCGCUGACAGGGUCAUCCCAGCAAAAUCAGUGGAGUCAUUCAUCGAGGUGCAGCGGAGAGCGGGGCGCGAGGUGAGAGCCUGCGACUUUGUGUCGUCGCCCCAUGUGGAUCACUACCGGAGCAAUCCUGGGUUGUACACCUCUCAGCUGAGCAACUUCUUGGAGGAAUGUGUCCUUACAAACCGUCGCCAGAAUGCAGGGUCAUCAUGAUAAUCACGUUGUUGCAGCAGAAUACAAAACAGUUGGUUGUUUUAUUCUUUUGCUCCAUGGUCUUGAAUUGAAAUGUAUCAGGGAUAUACGCCGGUCGGUUAUACCAGGAGACUCUGACAUGUUCUUGUUCUUCCCCUUUGCGGGGCUGACUCUAGCCUCUAGGCGCACAGUUGUAAAAAACGUUGAGAUAACAAAAAGGAAAAUGAGAUUCAAUUCUCUGUU